CUCGGCGCGAACUGCAUGUUUCGUGGCUUACCAUAUAGUUUCUUGCGCGUUUGUUUCUUCCUAGCAACCUACUGCUGGGCGCAAUGUUUAAGAUCACCGUGCUUCUACUGCUAUGUGCAGCGGUCAUCGGCGCUGAGAUGCCGGACAUGUUCAAAGGCUGCAUACGAAAUCCGGAUCACCACGUGGUGCCAGGCAAGUGCACUUUGGCGCCCCGGCGCGCCCUGCGAGGCAAGACCUCGUUACGCCGCUAUGCACACAGACUUCUCAAGAACCCCGUCUUCCAACCGCCCAUGGGGCCCAAUCUCAACACUGUCCUUCGGAUCACUCGCGCAGGACUCUUGGUUACCGACCCGCCACGUGGGUCCGUCGUCCGAGUGGAGUUCGCCACCGUGCUAAGCAACUGCAAGCGCUCGGUGUCCUACUCGGGUAAAAAGUGCCGACCAGUUGGGGAUAAGGCAAAUGGGCUGUGUCAGGCGAAGUUCCUCCUGCAAUACGGCCUGCGCCUGCUCCAGCGUGCCUGGUGCACGCCAUUGUAGUAGGCUAACCUGCUGCCAAGCAAGAUUCCGCUUUUGUGGCCCCCUGAAGCACGAACGCGCCAGG
Molecule: messenger RNA, 600 nt
Organism: Dermacentor silvarum
Lineage: Eukaryota; Metazoa; Arthropoda; Arachnida; Ixodida; Ixodidae
Exons: 4
Coding region: 84-536 (150 amino acids)
Source: RefSeq, a predicted model, not a curated record